This is a messenger RNA of Astyanax mexicanus (Mexican tetra), 2284 nucleotides long. RefSeq names its product zona pellucida-like domain-containing protein 1. The transcript has 11 exons. Bases 91 to 1359 code for a protein of 422 amino acids. The record is from RefSeq and is a predicted model, not a curated record. NCBI's taxonomy places the organism in Eukaryota, Metazoa, Chordata, Actinopteri, Characiformes, Acestrorhamphidae. Gene Ontology annotation, cellular component: cell surface.
CAAUCCCACCAAGGAAUAUGGGCUAUAAAAGUGUUUCGGCAAGCUCUGAUAGUACUGAAAAGCUGAGGCUAACCAAGCAUUAAAACAAGGAUGAAGUAUCUGAUGCAAGGCUCGAGCUCAACCAAGGGUUGGAAAAUGCUUCUCCAGCUUUUCCUAGUCUCCAUCACUUUGAAUGCAGUUAGCAGUCAGUUACAGGCAACGACAUCGGCGAACUGUACAGGGCUUUUGAGAAGACCAGAGUACACUGACAUUGCAGUGGAUUGCAACACAAACUCCAUUAGCCUGGCCAUACAGCUCUGUCCGGCUGUCUACGCUGGCUUCAACGAGUCUCAACUUUUCCUCAACAACGUCAUGGACGACCCUAGCUGCAGAGGCACCGUGGACAUGACAGUCAGCCCUCCUCUCCUCCGCUACACCUUCCCUAUUAAUAUGACCAGCGCCUGUGGAAGCAUCUUCACGACCACCAGCGCUCCAGGCACCGGAAUAUUCUCCGACUUCUCCAACAUCCAGACGGUGAACAUCAGUGGUGUGGUGAAAUCAUUCGACACCACAAGCAGCGUAGUGACCUACAACACUGAGCUGAAAUACUACUUCUCAUGUGCCUAUCCUCUGGAGUACCUGCUUAACAACACCCAGGUCGAUGUGUCGUCCUCCGCCAUCGCAGUGAAGGACAAGAACGGUAGCUUCAUCAGCACACUGAGCAUCAAGCUGUACAGCGACCAGAACUACACCAUGCCCUUGUCCAUUCCUACUCAGGGCAUUGAGCUGAAGACUAAAGUCUACGUUAUGGUCCAGGCCAUCAACCUCACCACUCAGUACUAUGUGAUGCUGGACAGAUGCUAUGCUUCAGUGUCCCGUUUCCCAAACAACUCCACCUUCUUCAAUCUCUUUGUUGGGUGCUACAAAGAUCAGAUGACCACCAUGCAUGAGAACGGGGUAAGUCAGAAGGCUCGCUUUUCCUUCCCAGCCUUCAAAUUCAUGGAGCAACAGAACCAAACCAUCUCAAGAUACUACCUGCACUGCAUCACCCGACUGUGCGAAAUCUCCACCUGCAAUAACUUUCUGUCCUGUCCCAACGGCAGACGAAGAAGAGACGUGGACACUACCCCCGCCACUUUGGAAAACGGACUCACAAACUUCACCACUCUAACCUCCCCCCUCAUCAUCACCCGAUCUGACGCUGCUGCAUCAUCGAAAGAGCAAGCUCUGACCGGCAGCAGCUCUCGUUCAGACUCGUCUGUGGGACUUGGCGUGGCUGUGGGCAUCCUGGCGUUCGUCUGUGUCGGCAUUAUUGGAGCAGCUGUUAUCAUCUACAAGAAGCUCCUUGCUUCUGGCGGCGGCAAAAUCCUCCGCAGCUAAAUCUCCUACAGACUGCUGUGGCUCUGCUCCAUCUCCGAGAGAGGGCAGCUGGCGGCCCGUCCGUAUCCGGCCAAACUAUCUUACUUGAUUUCUAUAGUACAACUUGGUGAAUGUGCAGCGUCUGUAGCCAAUGAGAAUGUAAAUAUCAGUGAGGUUUAGUGAAGGAAGAAGGUAACUCGUCACCGGCUUUGGUUCUAUCACUUUUAAACGUUUUACACAGCGGCAGGAAGAGGUUCAACUCUUAAGGCGGGGCUUUGAGAGAUUUGACUUAUGGGUAAAAAGGUAUAAAAAUAUAUGGCACUAUAGUUUAUAGAUAGGGGGCAGGAAUGCUUUUUUUUUUGUUUGUUUGUUUGUUUGAGAUUUUAAGUAGAAUCUAUUCAAAUUGAAAGUAAUUUAUUUUAUUUUGACACACAUAUAUAUAUAAUAAUUGUAAUAAUACUUCUAUACAUUUAGCCCCUUCCCAAAGAUCUGUUGAUAUAGAUCAUCCACAGAAAGUGUCAUUUGUUACUUUUGUUGGAGAUCUGAUAAAUGAUAUGAUGCAAAAUGCCACGUAUCAAGUAUUGUAUGAAGUAUUGAUCAUUUUUAACCAUUUUAAACUUGAAGUAGUCAGCUCAAAUUGCCAAAUUGACACUUUAGACACUUCAAACCAGACAAAAACUCAUUUCUUCUAAUGCAUGCAAUAGAACUCACUAUCUGGGGUAAUUAGCACAAUAAAUGCAAAUGCAAAUCAAAGGGCUUUGAAGGAAUUAUGCCAAGAAAGGAUGAAAAGUUCUCCUGGUUAAAUGUUUGAAAUGUACUUGCACUUUGUAUAAGUUCUUCAUUAUGACUAAUUACAAAAUACUACCUAAAUUGCACAUGUAUGUUUGUGAUUCAUUCACUAAUGCAUGCACUAUUAUGAAUAAACAUCAUCUAACUAUUAAAGUGA